AUGACCCGGGGUACUCUUCAAGUUCUUCUGAAAAAUAUAAAUGCCAAAGGUCUUGAAAAUUCUGAUUAUCUCAAUAAGAUGGAUCCCUAUGUGAUCUUGAGUUACGGAGGCCGGAAGCAAAAUAGCAAAAUUGCAUCAGGACAAGGAUCUGAACCAGAAUGGAAUCAAACAUUUACAUUCGAUGUGAAUAAUUCUGGUGGUUCAGAUCUUACCUUAAAAUUUUUGGACAGUGAUUAUGGUACAGAGGAUGAUUGUGUCGGAGAAGCUACUAUACCACUAGAACCAGUCUUACAAGAAGGCAGUGUUCCAACAGCAUCAUACAAUGUCGUCAAAGGUCAAGAAUUUCGCGGACAGAUCAAACUCAGCCUCUUCUUCACCCACAAGGCUCACGAUCACGGGGUAGCUGCACAAGAAGAAAGCUAUGGUGGAUGGGGAAACUCUCAUUAG
Molecule: messenger RNA, 447 nt
Organism: Chenopodium quinoa (quinoa)
Lineage: Eukaryota; Viridiplantae; Streptophyta; Magnoliopsida; Caryophyllales; Amaranthaceae
Product: elicitor-responsive protein 3-like
Exons: 6
Coding region: 1-447 (148 amino acids)
Source: RefSeq, a predicted model, not a curated record